Molecule: messenger RNA, 1031 nt
Organism: Acanthoscelides obtectus
Lineage: Eukaryota; Metazoa; Arthropoda; Insecta; Coleoptera; Chrysomelidae
Source: the annotation of a GenBank genome assembly
UCGACCUUUAAAUAUAUAAUCAGACGCAAAGAAUCCAUUAUCAGUGCAUUCGUUACAGCAUCCAAAGAUUUACCGAAGUACCGACCCUACGAACUCAAAACAGUGACUCAGUGCCAUCUUUUCAGAUACAGUGAACGGGCAAGUCGCAGAAAUCGGGUAAGCUUCUUUAUUGAAGUUUUAGCUAGUCCCUUUUGCCAGUGAAAUACCUUAUAAUGAGGAAGCUGGUUCACCUUUUCUUUUUGCUGGUCGCCAUAAACAUCGUGGUAUCCUAUAAGAUAAGCGGAGAUCACGAAAAGCACAAGGAAGAGUACAAAAAGGGUGGUGGAAAGGAGUUUAAUGAAGAACAUCAUUCGGAACAGAGUGAGAAAGGCGAUAAGGGGUAUGAAAAGAAAAAAGUCGCUGAGAAAGGAGAGAAAGGACAUCAUGAUAAGGCGAGGCAUCAGAAGAAGUAUAAUGAAGAGGGGGGAUCUAAGAAGAGCCAUCACGCCGACGAAGGCUACUAUGUAGAGAAGCACGCUGGCGAAAAAGGAGAAAAAGGCUUCAGCUUCAAGGAUCAUGGCAGCUACGCUAAAGGGCAUGACACUAAGGGUGAGCACAACGUGAGAAAGUUGAAUGAGUUCAAGAAGAGGACUGAUUUCUUCGAUGAAGACCACGACCAGGCAUUCAAGGAGAACCAUGGAGAAUAUGAGCAUGAGAAGGGGUAUAAGGAGGGUGCAAAGGCCAAGGCAUCGAAGAAAGCUGGGGGCUUCCAAAAGGCAGGCUACGGAAAAUCCAAGAAACAAGAGAAAGGUGGACAUCACCACGCAGACAAGGGCUACAAAAAGGGCGGUGGCAGGGAAUCCUUCUACGAUAAGGGAGCAAGCUAUGGCGAUGAAGGCAAAAAAGACGGGUUCAAAAAGUACGGAUUCGAAAAGAAGGGAUAUUAAGGCAGGAUGAUUUGAGACGCUGUUAUAUUAUUGUAAAUAUUUAUUAAAUUAUACUGUUAUUUAUUUUAUAUUAAUGUGUCAUAAAUAAACGAGCAUAUAUGUAUA